Molecule: messenger RNA, 2019 nt
Organism: Anthostomella pinea
Lineage: Eukaryota; Fungi; Ascomycota; Sordariomycetes; Xylariales; Xylariaceae
Source: the annotation of a GenBank genome assembly
AUGCGCAUCUUCUUUUCCUUCGCCGCAUUGCCUGCGACUCCCCGAGUGGCAUUUGCAUCUACCCUCUACCGGACCAGCCUCGGCCCUCGAUCGAACACCACCCAAUUCGCCCCGAAACCCAAGUCACCGUCAACUAUCCGUUUCCAAACCACCACGCCGUCUAUCGAUAUGGAGAAGGUCAACACGACUGCUCGCUUGUCCGAGCUUCGGAAGCACAUGGGCCAACACAAAGUCGAUGUAUACAUCGUUCCGUCUGAAGACAGUCACUCGUCUGAGUACAUCGCCCCUUGUGAUGCUCGCCGUGCCUUUAUUUCCGGCUUUGAUGGCUCUGCCGGCUGCGCUGUCAUCACCCUUGACAAAGCUGCCUUGGCCACAGACGGCCGCUACUUCAACCAAGCCUCUAAACAGCUCGACGAGAACUGGCUGUUGCUGAAGCAGGGACUCCAGGAUGUCCCUACGUGGCAGGAGUGGUCUGCCGAGCAAUCUGAAGGCGGCAAAGUCGUGGCUGUCGAUCCCACCCUAUUGACGAGCGGCACCGCUAAGAAGCUGUCCGAAAAGAUCAAGAAGAGCGGUGGUAAGGAGCUUGCGCCAGUCUCGGAAAACCUGGUCGACUUGGUCUGGGGCUCGGAGAAACCGCCGCAUCCCAGUGAACCAGUCAUCGUCCUCAGCGGCAAAUUCGCAGGCAGGGACGUGAAAUCCAAACUCGCCGACCUCCGCAAGGAGCUAGAGAAGAAGAAAUCGCUUGGAUUCGUCGUCUCUAUGCUUGACGAGAUCGCCUGGCUCUUCAACCUGCGAGGAAACGAUAUUCCUUACAACCCAGUCUUCUUCUCAUACGCUAUUAUCACCCCUGAAGAGGCUAUACUCUACGUCGACUCGUCGAAACUGAGUACCGAAUGUCAGAAGUAUCUCGCCGACAAUAGUGUUUCUAUCAAGACGUAUAAAGACAUAUUUAAUGAUGCCACUGCUCUUGGCAGGACAGCGAAAGCCAGCAAGCCGGAGUCUAGCAACGGCGAGAAAUUUAUGAUCUCUAACAAGGCAUCUUGGGCUCUCAAGCGGGCUCUUGGCGGCGAAGACAUGGUUGAAGAAAUGAGGAGCCCACUGGGAGAUGCGAAGGCGGUCAAAAACGAGACCGAAUUAGACGGCAUGAGAGCCUGUCACGUGAGAGACGGUGCCGCUCUGAUUGAGUACUUUGCCUGGCUUGAGUACCAGCUGAUAGCGAAAGGGGCCCAGGUCGAUGAAGUCGAGGGCGCCGACAAGCUUGAAGCUUGCCGUGCGAAACAAAAGGACUUCGUCGGCCUCUCCUUCCCUACCAUCUCGUCGACUGGAGCCAAUGCGGCUGUCAUCCACUAUCAACCAGAAAGAGGAAACUGCUCAACGAUCGACCCGAAAGCUGUUUAUCUGUGCGACUCUGGAGCGCAAUACCUGGAUGGUACCACUGAUACCACUCGAACGCUGCACUUUACCCAACCUACGGACGCUGAAAUACAAGCCUACACUCUCGUCCUGAAGGGCAAUAUCGCAUUGGACAUGGCUGUCUUUCCUAAAGGGACAACCGGCUUUGCACUAGACGGUCUAGCUCGCCAGUUCUUAUGGAAAGAAGGGCUUGAUUACCGUCACGGCACCGGCCACGGCGUGGGAUCGUACCUGAACGUCCAUGAAGGCCCCAUCGGCAUUGGUACUAGGGUUCAGUUCUCGGAGGUGGCUCUAUCACCUGGCAAUGUCAUCUCCAACGAGCCGGGCUUCUACGAAGACGGCUCGUACGGCAUCCGUAUCGAGAACAUCGUUAUGGUCAAGGAAGUGCAGACGAAGCACAAGUUUGGCGACAAGCCAUACCUCGGCUUCGAGCAUGUCACCAUGGUGCCGUACUGCCGCAAGCUGAUUGACGUCAACCUUUUGACAGACGACGAGAAGAGGUGGCUCAACAACUACAACGCCGACAUCUUGGAGAAAACCAGGGUCUACUUCGAGGACGACAGGUUGACGAUGGCUUGGCUCGAGCGCGAGACCCGGAUUUUCUAG